Messenger RNA from Sodiomyces alkalinus F11, 2510 nucleotides. RefSeq lists its product as hypothetical. The coding region runs from base 113 to 2419 and encodes 768 amino acids. The record is from RefSeq and is a predicted model, not a curated record. NCBI's taxonomy places the organism in Eukaryota, Fungi, Ascomycota, Sordariomycetes, Glomerellales, Plectosphaerellaceae. Gene Ontology annotation, molecular function: protein binding. Gene Ontology annotation, cellular component: transcription factor TFIIIC complex. Gene Ontology annotation, biological process: transcription by RNA polymerase III. The transcript is spliced from 2 exons.
AAUCACCUUCAGCUUCUUACAACAUCUUCCGACUUCAACACAUAACUACAACCCUUCCACCAGGGUAUCGCUUCCCUCCGCUUAGCUUGGCUUCUCUCAUAACCAGGUUGUUAUGGACCUUGAUGACCAAGAAAGUGUGCAAUACCAGGCAUCUGGCGGGGAAGACAGUGACGAUGACAACUUCAUCCCCCCAGACUCCGACGCCGAAGAGGAAAACGACGAUGACGACCCGAUCAAACCGGAAGAAGUCAACUCCGACGCAGAAUACGACUCCUAUCCCCGGAGAAAAGGCAAGCGAAAGACCGCGGGCAGGCAGGCAAAGAGACAACUUCCCAAGCAGCCACAGGCACAGCAGUCCGGGCAGUCUCCCGGCAACGACGCCAAUGCCCUGGCCCAGUACCCCCAUUCCGCCCGGCUGACGCAAACCCGGUGGUACCACGGCGUCCUGGGGGGUUGGAUCCGCAUCUGCUUCUGCGAAGAUUUCUACGGCCCCGACAAGGGCGCCGUGGCCGCCGCCGAGGCCAUGGUCAGUCGCUGGCGCCACUACGAGGUGCUGCCUUCCAAGCUCCUCGACCAGGAUAAAUGCCCCCAGCCGACCCCGUGGGUGGCCGACGACUUUGAAUGGACCCAGGCCCUGGCGCAGAGGGAUUGGUUUUGCCGCUUUUGGGACCAUCUGCGCCGCGAGGGUAAAGGUCAGACGGCCCGGGGGUUGAGCGCGGACGAAGCGAGCCCGUAUCUUGUUCGCCCGGUUGCGGAGCUGAGGGUUCUCAUGGGACCGCACACCUCUCAUGCUUCUCAGAGAGAGUUUACGUUUAGCUACCAUCAGAGCAUCACACUGGGUCAUGACGGUCUGCCCUUUGGCGCCAGCGGUGAUGCCAGCAGUGAUGCCAAUGGUGGUGCGAACCGAUCCGGAGGACAACCAGCCGGUUGGAUGUUCGACGUCGGAGGCAUCGUUACAUUCAUGGCGUGGGCUCCGCGGGCGAAAUCCAUCACUCAGAUUCUCGCCUUGGCGGCGAUUCCGCACACUGAUCAGGAUGUCGACGCGCGGGAGGCCGCCGCCCACACUCCGUCGAACGAGGAACAGAAACGCGGCAUCGUUCAACUAUGGGAAUUUCAGGGGUUCCAAGGAGACAACGGGGUCAUGUAUCCGUCGAAAGAACCGCCACGCCUCGUCCAGACUCUGUGCUUUGACUGGGGCAGGGUGAAGAAAGUCGAGUGGUGUCCCGUACCUUCCGUGGUGGAUCAUCAUCUCGGUGUUUUGGCCGUGUUGUCUGGAGACGGCCAAGUGCACGUCUUGUCCGUCGAAGAGCCGGGAGAAGACGAACUGUCUGCUUAUGAAAAAAUCGACAAGCCGCUAGUCUCCUUGGGCUACGAAGACGAGAAAACCUCAGUCGAGGUGACAUGUUUCUCCUGGGCCGGCAUCAAUCGCAUCGUCACAGGGCACAGCGACGGCAGCGUAGCCCUCUGGUCCCUCGCCCCGCGAUGCUGCCUCGCCCGCCAACCCGUCCACAGCACCCACGUGAUCAACAUCGCGUCCGCCUACCCGUCGCACCCGCACGUUGUGGCCUCGGCCGCCGUGAGCGGCUUCAUGACCCUGCUCGACCUCCUCGACCCGGGCAGCGAAUCGAGCUGCCAGACCAACCCGUCGACGGUGACGCAGUCGAACCUCCUGCAGUGGAGCGACCACCUCCAGGGCUUCUUCUCCCUCACCGCCUCCACGAGCCCCCUCAACACCACCGUCUCCUUCGUCCACUCGCGCACCUUCGCCGCCACCAUGCGCAAGGUCAUGGACGGCGACGCCGCCCCGACCGCCCUGGCCGUCGGUUGCCACCACCCUUUUCUCCUGGUCGCCCUGCUCGACGGUUCCGUGUGGGCGUGCAACCCGAUGAACCGCAUCUUUGCGCCGCGCCAUUACCCGCCGGGUCAGAAGGUGAAGAUUCUGGAGCACGAGCACGUUCCCGCUGCGCGCCUGCACAACCCGACCCCGGUUCUCGCUGAGAAGAAUGGCGACACCGGGGCUACUUCUGCUGCCGCUGCCGCCCGCGAGCUACCCUUCCGCGGCGUCUCGCGCAUCCUGCAGGGCUUCGGGGCCAUCCUAAAUCACGGACAUAGGGCGCUGAUUCACAUGGGCCAGGCGCAUAAGAAGACCAAGAGUACACGGAAGAGGGUGCGGCGUAAGCCGACAGUGGAUGGGGGCGAGGCGGGAGGCGAUAUGGAGGGAAAUGCAGCCGGGGACGGGGACGGAGAGGGGGACGGGGAAUUUGGGCUGUAUUCUGAUCCGACCAAGAUUAUCCUGCGAGAGCCGCUUUCCAGGACCACAGCCAUGGCGUGGAACCCGAAUAUUGAUUUUGCUUGCUGGGCUGGCAUCGCCAUGGCGUCGGGACUGGUAAGGGUCUUGGAUAUGGGAGUUGACCAUUAGGGGUCGAAGGGGGGCUUGUCUAAUUUCAUCACUACCUAUUAUCACUACCUAAGAUACCCGCUUUUAAAGCAAUAAAUUGUACCUUUGCCAG